UGUAGUUCUGCACUGGCCUGUUGGUCUGGCAACAAACUGGGACUGCUGGUGUCUUGAUGGGAUUCUGGCCGGUUUCCUCCUUUCUAAAAGAUCUGAGUCUCUCCUGCUUCUAUGCUGUGGUUGAUAAUUUAUACACCUUUACUUUUUGAUUGCCAAGACCUCCUUUUAGGGAAGUGGGAAUCUGACUGUGGAACGUUGGAAAAGAGUUUUUCCAUUGGCUGGUCAAGGAGGAGGCAGAAUGUCUGUACUGUUACAUCAGAGUUCAACUUUCAGAAGACUUAGGUUAAGCAGUAUCACCCACUGCAGAUGAGCAUGCCUCUGUCUGGCGUCUGAUCAUCACAAACUAAUGAAACACACUUUAGGUCGUAUGGAUAAGGAUUCUGCUGUUCUUCAGAUGCCCUUGCAGCUGGGACAGGGCCUGUGAAAUGGAACCAAACUCUCUGAGGACUAAAGUUCCAGCUUUCUUAUCUGACCUGGGGAAGGCCACAUUGAGGGGAAUCAGAAAGUGUCCUCGAUGUGGCACAUACAAUGGAACCCGUGGGCUGAGCUGUAAGAACAAGACGUGUGGAACUAUAUUUCGCUAUGGUUCCCGGAAACAGCCUAGUGUUGAAGCAGUCAAAAUCAUCACAGGCUCCGAUCUGCAGGUGUACUCUGUGAGGCAAAGAGACCGAGGCCCUGAUUACCGAUGCUUUGUGGAACUAGGUGUUUCAGAGACCACAAUCCAGACAGUGGAUGGGACAAUCAUUACUCAGUUGAGUUCUGGACGAUGUUAUGUACCCUCGUGCCUAAAAGCUGCCACCCAAGGUGUUGUGGAAAACCAAUGCCAGCACAUCAAGCUGGCAGUAAACUGCCAGGCAGAGGCUACCCCUCUGACCCUGAAGAGUUCAGUCCUGAAUGCCAUACAGGCCUCUCCAGAAACCAAACAGACUAUCUGGCAGUUGGCCACAGAACCUACUGGUCCCCUGGUACAAAGGAUUACUAAAAACAUCUUGGUGGUAAAAUGCAAGGCCAGCCAGAAGCACAGCUUGGGGUAUUUACAUACAUCUUUUGUACAGAAAAUCAGCACCAAAAGCUUGCCAGAACGACGCUUCUUCUGCUCUUGCCAGACUCUGAAAUCGCACAAGUCUAACAACCUCAAGGCUGAGGCAGCCUCAAGAUGCAUUCACUUCUUUGCUUGCCUCUGUGCCUUUGCCAGUGAUGAGACAUUGGCUCAGGAAUUCUCAGACUUCCUAAAUUUUGAUGCCAAUGGUCUAAAAGAGAUUAUUGUGCCCCAUGUAGGUUACCAUUCAGAAUCAACUCUGUCAACUUGUGAGUCUACUGCCUCUAAACCAAGGAAGAGAAAAAAGGAGGAAGUACCUGGUGCACAGAUGAACAGUAUAUUAAUGCCUCAAGAAACCAUAAACAGCAAUGUAAGGAAGAGUGGCCUGAAAAAACCUGUGGUUGCAUCUUCAUUCAAAAGGCAGGUUUGCAGUCAGCUCUUAGAAGAGGCACAAGUGACCUUGUCCUUCCAAGACUGGCUGGCCAGUGUCACAGAGCGUAUCCAUCAGACCAUGCACUAUCAGUUUGAUGGCAAACCAGAGCCACUGGUGUUCCACAUUCCUCAGUCCUUUUUUGAUGCCCUGCAGCAGAGAAUAUCCAUAGGAAGUGCAAAAAAACGGCUUCCCAACUCCACCACAGCCUUUGUUCGAAAAGAUGCCCUGCCACUGGGAACCUUUUCCAAGUAUACCUGGCAUAUCACUAAUAUUCUGCAAGUUAAACAACUUUUAGAUACUCCAGAGAUGCCCUUGGAAAUUACCCGCAGCUUCAUCCAGAACCGGGAUGGGACUUAUGAGCUAUUUAAAUGCCCUAAAGUAGAAGUAGAGAGCAUAGCAGAAACCUACGGUCGUGUUGAAAAGCAGCCAGUGCUGAGACCCUUGGAACUGAAAACUUUCCUCAAAGUUGGAGGUAACACUUCCCCAGAUCAGAAGGAGCCAACACCUUUCAUCAUUGAGUGGAUCCCAGAUAUCCUCCCUCAAUCCAAGAUUGGUGAGCUGCGGAUCAAGUUCGAAUAUGGUCAUCACCGGAAUGGGCAUUCAUCUGACUACCAAGAUAGUCAGCCACCCCUGGAGCAGCCCUUGGAACUGGCCCCCCUGGCCACUAUCAGUUUCCCCUAAGGCAAAGUGACAGUUUGCUGCUGAGUUUGCACAUCCUUAUCCUUACCACUGUAAGUUCUGUUUAGGCACUAAGUGAGGACGCACUUUCUCACAACAUUUGUGUGUGUUCUGGGGAAGAAACUCUUCCUAUAAAUAGCCUAGUGGAUGCGGUUGUGUGCACUCUUUAUUAGAAGUCAGGCAGUAUUUCUGUCUGGAGUUUUAGAUGGAACGACACCCAGAUCACUUCCCUCCUCCAUAGACUUAACUGAGGGGUGAGUUUUCUGUAAUUCUCCUAGGAAGUUGGCAGCAGUGGACCUUAAGCUGGAAAGUGAAUAAUAUCCUAGGUGAGGCAGAAUGUAAAGCAUCUUCCCAACAAGCUCCAGUCAUGCUCUUUGUUAUGUUCUCAAUAAAUCAGUGUCACUAGUUUUUCCAAA
This is a messenger RNA of Jaculus jaculus (lesser Egyptian jerboa), 2566 nucleotides long. RefSeq names its product chromosome 6 C2orf42 homolog (gene C6H2orf42). Bases 426 to 2153 code for a protein of 575 amino acids. Gene Ontology annotation, cellular component: nucleus. The transcript is spliced from 10 exons. NCBI's taxonomy places the organism in Eukaryota, Metazoa, Chordata, Mammalia, Rodentia, Dipodidae. The record is from RefSeq and is a predicted model, not a curated record.